Messenger RNA from Vitis riparia (riverbank grape), 677 nucleotides. RefSeq names its product G-type lectin S-receptor-like serine/threonine-protein kinase At4g03230. The transcript has 3 exons. Bases 258 to 677 code for a protein of 139 amino acids. Lineage: Eukaryota; Viridiplantae; Streptophyta; Magnoliopsida; Vitales; Vitaceae. The record is from RefSeq and is a predicted model, not a curated record.
UCCAACUGAAAUCUGAAGAGAUGAAAUAUGCAGAUUGUAGUUCUCGGAGUCUCAUCGCCCAAAUUCCACUACCAGACCCGCCUUUUCACAUGACUGGGGCUUGCAAUGCCUCAGAAACUGACAAACUUAGCUCCAAGAUGUCAUUGAAAAAUAGUGUUGAAAUAGAAAUCAGUUGGGAUCGACCUCCAGAGUCUGUGUGUACCUCACAAGCAGAUCGUAAGGAUCGACCUAAUUGAACCUGCAAAACACGAGAUGACAUGAGAAAGUGCUUUUGCAAUGAAAACUUCAAAUGGGAUGGCUCCAGUUUAAAUUGCACACAAGAAUAUGGCAAUCUUGCCAAGACUCCAAAACCUGCUAAUCAGAAGCCGUUAUUAUCAUAUCUGGCAAUUGUGGUAGGCAUACCAAUUGCUGUUGCGCUAGUUGCACUUGUAUGCAUCAUUGGUUAUAUGACUUAUUUGUGCAAAAAAGCCAUCACAAACAGGAAAGGGUCUUCUAUGCAAAAUCUUCUGUUUUUGAGUUCAGAAAACAGAACAACUCCUGCAGUUCACUUGUAUGAUAGUGAGAGGGGUGCGAAACACUUAAUAGACUCAGAGCAAUUCAGAGAAGAAGAUAAGAAAGGAAUUGAUGUAUCGUUUUUCCACUUAGAAGACAUACUGGCUGCUACAAAUAACUUUUAG